Molecule: messenger RNA, 1025 nt
Organism: Penicilliopsis zonata CBS 506.65
Lineage: Eukaryota; Fungi; Ascomycota; Eurotiomycetes; Eurotiales; Aspergillaceae
Exons: 5
Coding region: 69-905 (278 amino acids)
Cellular component (GO): nucleus; 90S preribosome
Source: RefSeq, a predicted model, not a curated record
AUCUCUCUUCUAUAGCGAUACUUUCGAGAUUAUCUACCGCGAAGAGGCUUGAAUACCCGAUUUCAGAAAUGGCCGAAGUACCUCCAGUCUCUGGGCUUUCAGCCAAGGUGGAGAAGAAGCGGAAAAGACAGGCAGACGAGUCUACCAAAGAAGAGAGCAAAGCGACGAACGACAGCAAGCCCACAGAGGGACCGAGCAAGAAGAAGCAACGGCGGAAGAAGAACAAACAGGCGUCGAAAGAACAAGAUAUCAAGGACGAAGAGCGCAAAAAUGGAAUUGAUGAGUCAAUUGGGAAGAUGGAUGGGCGGCUGCUGGCGGAUCAUUUUGCGCAGAAGCUGAAGAGGCACAAUAAGGAACUGACAGAGGUGGAAAUCAGCGAUCUCUAUAUCCCAGACUCUGCAUUCCUGGACACAUCAUCUUUCGAGGGCGCUAGGUCUAUGGACAAACUUCCUGAUUUCCUGAAGAACUUCAGUCCUAAAGGCUUUGAUUUAAGUAAGGCUGCGGAGGAAAAGGGCAGCCCACACACCUUGGUAAUCGCCGCUGCGGCUCUUAGAGCUGCUGAUCUGGUUCGAGGACUUCGAGCUUUCCAAACGAAAGAAUCUAUCGUUGGCAAAUUAUUCGCUAAGCACAUUAAGUUGGAGGAAGCCAAACAGUUCCUCGAACGGGCACGAAUUGGCCUCGGCGUUGGAACACCUCAGCGGUUGUCUGAUCUCAUUGAUUCAGGAAAGCUCAAACUAGAUCAUCUGGAACGGAUCGUGAUUGAUGGCUCACAUAUUGAUCAAAAACAGCGCGGUGUCUUCGACAUGAAGGAGACACAUCUUCCGCUUCUACAGCUGCUUACUCGUUCUGAAUUGCGGGAUCGUUACGGGGCAAAGCAGAAGCGUAUACAGAUUCUGGUGUUUUGAAGGAUGAGCAUGUACAUCGGCGUUUGGGCUGGUAAUCUACCUCGAGUAGGUCUCAUAGGUACAGAUUCAAUAUGUUUUUUCAGCUAUAAUUAAAUAUAUAUCAACCCUUGACGUCUCCUG